ACGGAAAAGUACUUCUGAUUCAUUAAAAUUUUUACCUUUGUGAAUAGAAAAAUACUGUUUACUUUCACUAAUUUCUGAUAUCAUUCACGUUAAACACGUUAUCUGGCGAGAAAAUGAGACAGACUCUUUUGGCGCAAUCUGUGGCGAAAUUUAAGACAUGGGAAAAGCAAGGAUCAAGUCUGCAUUUAAUGUGCCCGACGUUUAGAAAGUCAAUGUUUUUAAAAUUUCGCGCGAUUCAUCAGGCAGUAUGCGCACUUCUGCGAUUAACUCAUAUCUAAAAUGUUUAGCUAGUUAUAAUCAGUGUGUUAUUUCUCUUAGAUUGCAUUGUUUUCAUAGAUUAUUAAUUAGGAACAACAUAAUUGCACCACUUGGAUGUAAUUCGUCGCAUCUUCGGUGGAAAUCCGGAAAAGAUGAUUUGUCAUCAGUUGUCAUUCCAGUUCCUAUAACUCCUGCCAAUAAUUUGGAUGACAUAAAUCUUGGAGAGGCGCUGUCGAGAAAGAUUAAUAAAGAUGAUAUUUUAAAGUUAAUAAACCAAUUCUACAAGCAGCCUGAAGUAAAAAUACAGUCUGCUGAAAAUGGACUUGAUUCAAAACUGUUUCACCAAGCAUCCAUUAGCUUUAGGAAAUUUUGUAUGGAGUCUGAAAGCUUACCUGUUGAUUUACAUAUUGUGUUUAGUGAUAUUUUACAAGGUGCAGGGCAUAUUCAUGACAUUCUUCCAUAUUUUCUACAGCAUGCUAAACAAAUUUUUCCUCAUCUGGAGUGUAUGGAGGAACUGAAACAAAUAAGUGAUUUAAGGCAGCCAGCAAAUUGGUAUCCUGGAGCUCGUUCGAUACAUAGAAAACUAAUAUUCCAUGCUGGUCCAACAAACAGUGGUAAGACAUACAGAGCUCUAGAAAGGUUUAUUGAAGCUAAGAGUGGAGUUUAUUGUGGCCCUCUGAAGCUUUUAUCUGUAGAAGUUUUCAACAAAACAAAUGAAAGAGGAACACCAUGCGAUUUGGUGACGGGUGAAGAAAGACAGUUAGUUUUACCUGAAAAUCAACCUGCUAGUCAUGUAGCUUGUACUAUUGAAAUGGUUUCUGUAGAAAACAGGUAUGAAGUGGCUGUUAUUGAUGAAAUACAAAUGAUAAGAGAUCCUGCAAGAGGCUGGGCAUGGACACGAGCUCUUCUAGGUCUUGCUGCAGAAGAAAUUCAUAUUUGUGGAGAAGGAGCUGCUAUUGAUCUUAUUAGAGAAAUUGCUAGUUCCUGUGGUGAAGAACUUGAGGUAAGAAGGUAUGAAAGGCUUACUUCCUUAACUAUUGAGAACAAAGCCUUAGCUGAUUUAAGCAAUAUUCAGCCUGGGGAUUGCAUAGUCUGUUUCAAUAAAAAUGACAUCUUUAAUGUUAGUCUUGAAUUGGAAAAAAAAGGGUAUGAAUGUGCUGUUAUUUAUGGUGGCUUACCUCCAGGUACAAAGUUAGCUCAAGCAAAAAAGUUUAAUGAUCCUAAUCAUCCAUGCAAAAUACUAGUUGCCACCGAUGCUAUUGGUAUGGGCUUGAAUUUGAGCAUUCGUCGUAUUAUUUUCUAUUCCUUGAUUAAACCUGUAAUUAAUGAAAAAGGAGAAAAAGAAAUAGUUACAAUAUCUACUUCUCAAGCUCUGCAAAUAGGAGGGAGAGCUGGUAGAUACAACACACAGUUUUCUGAGGGGUUUGUUACAACAUUUCGGAAUGAAGAUCUUCCUAUUCUUAAGAGUAUAAUGGCAAAGACUGUUGAACCAUUGGAGAAAGCUGGUUUGCAUCCAACUGCUGAUCAAGUAGAAUUAUUUGCAUAUCAUUUGCCUCAAGCAACCCUAUCAAAUUUAAUUGAUAUUUUUGUUAGCCUUUGUAUGAUGGAUACAUCGUCAUAUUUUAUGUGUGAUACUGAAGGAUUUAAAUACUUAGCAGAUAAGAUUCAACAUGUUCCUUUACCACUACGAGCUCGUUAUGUGUUUUGCUGUGCUCCCAUAAAUCGACGACAGCCUUACGUCUGCACUAUGUUCUUAAAAUUCUCCAACCAAUAUAGUCAAAAUAAACCUAUGACAGAAGAAAUACUUUGCAAAACAAUAGGAUGGCCAUUUUCACCACCACAGAAUAUCAUACAACUUGUACAUCAGGAAGCUGUAUUUGAUGUCUUAGAUUUAUAUCUUUGGCUGAGUUAUCGGUUUCCUGAUCUUUUUCCUGAUGUGCAAGCAGUAAGAAAAAUUCAGCGACAGUUGGAUGAAAUUAUUCAGCAAGGAGUUUUUAAUAUAACUCAUCUUUUGAAAGCAACAGAUGUUAUAGAAGAACAAGAAGAGCAUACCAACACACUAGGAAAAUAUAACAAAAAUACUAGGACUAGGUCAAGUUCUGUAGAAGCUGAAGUUGAUGGAUUAGAGGAACCUAAAGAGAAAAUUUAUGGCAAAGGUCGACUAACAAAGGAACUUCUUGCCCAAGGCCUUAUUACACCAAGUAUGCUUAAAAGGCUACAGAAAGAAUGGGAACAAUCUUUAGAAAGUUCUGCCAUGUCUUCAAAUGAAAAACAAAGAGUUAAAAAAUCUACAAAAGUCUAUAACAGAAGGCUAAAAAAGAAAUAGUUUUUAUAUUUUUGUAGCACCAAAAUUAAUUGUGAUAUGAACUAUAGUUACUGACUUUGACUAUUAAAAAAAAUUGUGAAUGUUAUUUCUUACUUUUUAUAUUAUAUAUUGUAAAUCAUAUAAACUAAUCAUUCAUAGCAAAUGUAAACUACAUUCUUCCGUAUUUAAACUGCAUCUAUUGA
Stegodyphus dumicola is the source of this 2766-nucleotide messenger RNA. It is a transcript of the gene Suv3, whose product is annotated as Suv3 RNA helicase. Gene Ontology annotation, molecular function: ATP binding; RNA helicase activity; hydrolase activity, acting on acid anhydrides. Gene Ontology annotation, cellular component: mitochondrial degradosome. Gene Ontology annotation, biological process: mitochondrial RNA 3'-end processing. Lineage: Eukaryota; Metazoa; Arthropoda; Arachnida; Araneae; Eresidae. The record is from RefSeq and is a predicted model, not a curated record.